Passer domesticus (house sparrow) is the source of this 2489-nucleotide messenger RNA. It is a transcript of the gene ARIH1, whose product is annotated as ariadne RBR E3 ubiquitin protein ligase 1. The record is from RefSeq and is a predicted model, not a curated record. Gene Ontology annotation, cellular component: ubiquitin ligase complex; cytoplasm; nucleus. The transcript has 14 exons. Gene Ontology annotation, molecular function: ubiquitin conjugating enzyme binding; zinc ion binding; ubiquitin protein ligase activity. Lineage: Eukaryota; Metazoa; Chordata; Aves; Passeriformes; Passeridae. Gene Ontology annotation, biological process: protein polyubiquitination; positive regulation of proteasomal ubiquitin-dependent protein catabolic process; ubiquitin-dependent protein catabolic process. The coding region runs from base 150 to 1811 and encodes 553 amino acids.
GCGCGGUGACGGAGCGCGGCGGCCGCGGCCCUUUGUUGGCGGCGGUUGAGGCGCGGCGGGGCCGGGCCGGGCCGGGGCCAACGGCGGCGGCGGCGGGGCCGGGCGCGGGGAGGCCGCGGGAGCCGCCGCCGCUCCCUCAGCGCCUCGCCAUGGACUCGGACGAGGGGUACAACUACGAGUUCGACGAGGACGAGGAGUGCAGCGAGGACAGCGGCGCGGAGGAGGACGAGGAGGACGAGGAGGAAGACGAGCCCGACGAUAAUCUGGACCUGGGCGAAGUAGAGCUGGUGGAGCCCGGGCUGCGCGUCGGCGGGGAGCGCGACGGGCUGUUGGGCAGCGAGACGGGCGGGCUGGGCCCCGGCGGCGGCGGCGGCGGUGGCGGCCUGGGCGGCGGGCCGGGUCCCGGCGGCGGCCCCGAGCAGGAGGAGGAUUAUCGCUACGAGGUGCUGACGGCCGAGCAGAUCCUGCAGCACAUGGUGGAGUGCAUCCGCGAGGUCAACGAGGUCAUCCAGAAUCCAGCGACUAUCACUCGAAUACUGCUUAGCCAUUUCAACUGGGAUAAGGAGAAGCUGAUGGAGAGGUACUUUGAUGGCAACUUGGAGAAGCUCUUUGCAGAGUGUCACGUAAUUAAUCCAAGUAAAAAGUCGCGAACGCGCCAGAUGAACACCAGAUCAUCAGCCCAGGACAUGUCCUGUCAGAUCUGCUAUCUGAACUACCCAAACUCCUACUUCACUGGCCUGGAGUGUGGACACAAAUUCUGUAUGCAGUGCUGGAGUGAAUAUUUAACUACCAAAAUAAUGGAGGAAGGCAUGGGACAGACCAUUUCAUGCCCUGCCCAUGGCUGUGAUAUCUUAGUGGACGACAAUACAGUUAUGCGUCUGAUCACAGAUUCCAAGGUUAAAUUAAAGUACCAGCAUUUAAUAACCAAUAGUUUUGUAGAGUGUAAUCGACUGUUAAAGUGGUGUCCUGCCCCCGACUGCCACCACGUCGUUAAAGUCCAGUACCCGGAUGCGAAACCCGUGCGCUGCAAAUGUGGCCGUCAGUUCUGCUUUAACUGUGGUGAAAACUGGCAUGAUCCUGUUAAAUGCAAGUGGUUAAAGAAAUGGAUUAAGAAGUGUGAUGACGACAGUGAAACCUCCAAUUGGAUUGCAGCCAACACAAAGGAAUGCCCGAAAUGCCACGUCACCAUCGAGAAGGACGGGGGCUGCAACCACAUGGUCUGUCGGAACCAGAACUGCAAGGCGGAGUUCUGCUGGGUGUGUCUGGGCCCCUGGGAGCCCCACGGAUCUGCCUGGUACAACUGUAAUCGCUACAAUGAGGAUGAUGCAAAGGCAGCAAGGGAUGCACAGGAGCGAUCCCGAGCAGCCCUGCAGAGGUACCUGUUCUACUGCAACCGCUACAUGAACCACAUGCAGAGCCUGCGCUUCGAGCACAAGCUCUACGCUCAGGUGAAGCAGAAGAUGGAGGAGAUGCAGCAGCACAACAUGUCAUGGAUCGAGGUGCAGUUCCUGAAGAAAGCAGUCGACGUCCUCUGCCAGUGUCGUGCCACACUCAUGUACACUUACGUCUUUGCCUUCUACCUCAAAAAGAAUAAUCAGUCCAUUAUCUUUGAGAAUAACCAAGCAGACUUAGAGAAUGCUACAGAGGUGCUUUCUGGGUACCUGGAGCGAGAUAUAUCCCAAGAUUCGCUGCAAGACAUAAAGCAGAAAGUACAGGAUAAGUACAGAUACUGCGAGAGCCGGCGGAGGGUUUUGUUGCAGCACGUGCAUGAAGGCUACGAGAAGGACCUGUGGGAGUACAUCGAGGACUGAGCCCGGCCCCGCAGCAAUGAACUCUGAACCCUUUCCCAUCCUAGAGUGCUCAUGCAAUUCCAAUAAAACCCACCCAGGGCGCUGCUCCGCCUCUUACACCGCUGGUCUGUAGUACCGGGAUUCUGUUUUGUUAACAGAAAAAUUAAGUAAAUUAUAUUGUAAUAAAAAAAAAGGUAGAUAAACCAUUGUACAACAGUAUUCUAGGCGGCCAAGAGUGUGACAGACGCACUAAAAACCCUCCAACUUUAACUUGUAACGUAGCUUCAUCCUCCAAGCCGACUCCUUUUUCUUUUCUCUCUUUCUUUUCCUGUGUGUAGUACAGAUGAAACUUAAACCAGUUUCUUGACACUGCUUUUCAUGUCCAAACCAGCCAUUUUGAUGGACUUUGGUAAGGGGGGUGGCUCUCCCGCUCCCCUCCUCCUCUCUGCCACCCAAAUACAUGGAUGAAUGUGGAUUGGCUCAUUGUAAAGAGGAUUUUUGGGGAGGGAAGGAGGGGGGGGUACACAGCAAGGAAAAAAAAAAACCCAACCUUUGUAUAUGACUUUUAAAACAAAAAGAGGACAACACAGUAUUUUUCAAAGUUGUAUAUAGCGCAUAUGCAUGGACAAAGAGCAAGCGUGGCACGUGUUUGCAUAAUGUUUAAUUACAAAAAAAUAUUUAUUCUUUAAAAAUCUUCAA